This is a messenger RNA of Rubroshorea leprosula, 1047 nucleotides long. Lineage: Eukaryota; Viridiplantae; Streptophyta; Magnoliopsida; Malvales; Dipterocarpaceae. The record is from the annotation of a GenBank genome assembly.
AGGAGAAGUAUGUUGAACGGAUGCUUGAAAGGUUCAACAUGAAACAUGCUAAGCCAGUUAGCACUCCUCUUGCAAAUCACUUCAAGUUGAGUAAACGAUCUUGUCCAACUACCAAAGAAGAAAAGGAGAAAAUGUUAUCUAUUCCUUAUUCUUCUGCAGUCGGUUCACUGAUGUAUGCAAUGGUAUGUACAUGGCCAGACAUUGCUCAUGCUGUUGUUGUUGUGAGUAGAUUCUUGUCUGAUCCAGGCAAGAUUCAUUGGGAAGCUGUUAAGUGGAUCUUUAAAUAUCUGAAAGGUACGACCAAGUUUUGUUUGACUUUUGGGCAGACUGAACCAAUUCUGAAGGGAUACAUAGAUGCAGACAUGGCAGGUGACCUUGAUAAUAGAAAAUCUAUUUCAGGGUAUUUAUUCACUUUUGCAGGGGGAGCUGUAUCAUGGCAAUCAAAAUUGCAGAAGUGCGUUGCCUUGUCAACAACCGAAGCUGAAUACAUUGCAGCUACAGAAGCUGGUAAAGAGAUUCUUUGGAUGAAAAGAUUCCUUCAAGAAUUGGGAUUGAAGCAAAAAGAGCAUGUAGUAUUUUGUGAUAGCCAGAGUGCUAUAGAUUUGAGCAAGAAUACUAUGUACCAUGCUCGAACAAAACAUAUAGAUCUGAGAUAUCAUUGGUUGCGCUUGGUGACAGAGAACAAGCAGUUUCAACUCAGAAAGAUUCACACAAACAACAAUGUUGCUAAUAUGAUGACAAAAGUUCUUCCCAGGGAAAAGUUUGAAUAUUGCAAGAAGUUGGCUGGGAUGGACACCAAGUAAGGAGUCAAGAUUUAUAUCUCCUCGCAUGGGGCUGGAGGGGGAGAUUGUUGGCAGAAGCUUCUAGUUCCAGCCCAUUUUCCACAUCCUAUUGCAAGAGGCUGUAAGCUACAACAGCAAGCUACAGCAGCCAUUGUGGAAAUUUACAAUGGUUAUUUCAACCAUUGUACAUGAACCUCAUUUAAUGAGGUAGAAAAUUUGCACCGAGGUAGUUGGGUUUUUUACCCUAUAAAUACCCAUGCAAUGG